Messenger RNA from Armigeres subalbatus, 2253 nucleotides. RefSeq names its product dynein regulatory complex protein 1 homolog. Gene Ontology annotation, cellular component: axoneme; axonemal dynein complex. The transcript is spliced from 10 exons. Gene Ontology annotation, biological process: regulation of cilium movement; axonemal dynein complex assembly; cilium-dependent cell motility. Lineage: Eukaryota; Metazoa; Arthropoda; Insecta; Diptera; Culicidae. The record is from RefSeq and is a predicted model, not a curated record. Bases 101 to 2167 code for a protein of 688 amino acids.
CAACGGAAUCGAUUGUUUGAUAAAGGAAAUAAAAUAAAUAUAUCAAAUUUUCUUUCUCGGUUAUCGUAUUGAUUUUGUUUUGUAAUUUUUAUUGAAAAUAAUGGACGACGAUGAUUUUGUAGACAUGGAAAAACCAGUUACUAAGCCUGGGACGGUCCUGCCGCAUCUGUUGGGAAUAGUUGCACAUGCAGUAAUCGAUGAUAAAUCGCACAACUUGAUAGAAGAUUUGGCCAGAAGGAAGAAAUACACAAAACCCAUUUCGGAAAAUUAUAAUGACGAUAAGGAAAGUAUUCGACGUCGUUUAAAUGAAAGCGAUCGUGUAAUAUCAGAGCUGCUUCGUGACGGCCGUGAGCUUAUUCAGGAUAUUCGUAUAGCUAACGAUAAACGAGAAGUUGAAAGGCGUGUCAAGGAGGCAGAAAUUAGAGAAGAACUUUUGGAAAAGUUGCAAACUGAAUCAGCUGAAGCGGUUGCGAGAUUUGAUUCGAUAUCAGAAAAAUGGUCUGAGCUGAAAGAACUUAAAGAUCCUAUGGGUGUCAACGACGAAUUACAAUUGCAGAAGGACCGUAUACAUGAUCUAAUGAACCAGAAGGACAUUAUCAUAGACGAAUGUCGAAAAGAGCUCAAAUUAGCUGAUGAAAGAUACACAAGAGACUUGCUUAAACAGACAACGGAUAUACAUAGUUUGGUGGAGCGUGUCGAUAGUCAAAUCGAAAUAAUGAAGAGGGCCUUUAAGGAACAUUUGGAAUUAUUGGAAAACACAAUUGAUGAAGAACGUCACAUAUUACGAAUGGCAGCAUCGAAGAAAUGGGAUGAUUUGUACUCGCGACGUGCGGUCAAUGAGCGAAUCAAAAUGAAACAGGAGAAGGAACGACUUGAAUUUUAUCGAGACGAGAUAGAUCGAAUUGAACAAGAGCACAUCGAAGUGACCAGAGCGACACGAAUCCGAUUGGAGCAGGACAACCAAGCAUUGGAGAUUGAAUUGCAAAAGGUCAAAACCAACACCACUUUGAAUUCAGAAAAACUGGAUUAUAAUUUUCAAGUUUUGAAGAAACGUGAAGAUGAGAACCUUAUGGUGCGCAAUGCACAAAAACGUAGGUUGACUAAACUGAACGAGACUAUUUUCCUUCUGAGAAGAAAAAUCAAAGAUGUACAGAUGAACUGUUUGAUAGAAACUGAGAAACUAACAUCUGAUAUAAUGAAAUUACGAUUUAACAUAAGCCACAUGAAUACGAAAGUGAAUACAUUCGCUGAAGUAAAUGACAAAAAAUAUCAUUCUAUAUGGCAAAUGAAUAAAAACGAAUGUUCGGACGUUUUAAAAAGCAUUUUGGAAAUAGAUAAAAUAUUAAUUGAGCAGCACCUCGGACUAAAGUGGCAGGCAGUUCAACUUCCAGAAGAACAUGCUCAAAAAUUGUCAGAUAAGAUUGGAUCUUUCGAUAGUGAUAGUACGCUAGUGCCCUCACAAGUAAAUACAUCGUUAAUGACUUUUGACGAUUUGGACGAACGUAAGCAAAUACUGGAUAUUCUACAAAUGAUUCUAAGACAAGCAGGAUUUCUUAUUGAUAAAACGGCUUUAAAGUUAAUUGAGGAGUACACUGAAGAUGAGCAAAAUCUCGUCUGUUUGGAUAAUGUUUUUAAUGCAUUGGGUAUAUUAAAUUGGGAUGAAGUGCGAAAGUUGAAAGAAAAAUUUGAAGAAGUAAUGAAGAUGCAUUGUCGAUCAACGAACGAAUUGUUUACAAAAUCUGAUGAAACGGGUUCAUUACGAAGUGAUGAAACAGACGAGCAUAUCAAGACACACAUUGAUGGAGAAGCGAGUGAUUCGGAAAUAAGUUCAAUGUUGAUGCCAUCCGAGAAAUUACGUGCUUUGAAAGAUUUCACCCAACAAUUGGCCAGUGCUGAUAAAACUGCUCCACAGCCCACCUAUGGAGGAUUAUCCAGGAAAAUUUCAGUAAAAGAUGUUAAGGAUUACUGGGCUAAUUUCAAAAACCUAUUCACACCAGAUAGGGUUAAGGUGUGGAACACAAUGGAAGAUAAUUUAACGCAGUAUUUGAAGAUUUUGAAAGAACGCAAAGGCUUGGAUGAAGAAUGUGAGUUUCUAAGAAAACAAAACAUGGAACUACACCAUUUGAUGCAGAAGAUGUUGGGACCAGACGUAAGAUGUGUUAAGUGAUUUGCUUUGAUUAGUGUGUGGAUAAAUUACAACUGAAAAGCCAAAUAAAUUAUAUGUUAAACGGAUGUUCAAAGUCCAUACUGCAG